Molecule: messenger RNA, 2323 nt
Organism: Dipodomys ordii (Ord's kangaroo rat)
Lineage: Eukaryota; Metazoa; Chordata; Mammalia; Rodentia; Heteromyidae
Gene: Rmdn2
Product: regulator of microtubule dynamics 2
Exons: 10
Coding region: 239-2056 (605 amino acids)
Cellular component (GO): mitotic spindle pole; cytoplasm; spindle microtubule
Molecular function (GO): microtubule binding
Source: RefSeq, a predicted model, not a curated record
UGCAUUAUUUUCAUUGUGGAAGAAGCUGUUGGGGCGGGGAGGUAGGAAAUGACACUUGUUACUAAAAUUUUGUCCUCAUUUCAAUAUAUCUUUAGACCAAAGUCUGUAACAAUCCUCUUCUAUGUCUCUAGAGGAUAUAAAAACCUGGAAUAAAGAACAUUCAAGUGAAAGAUGAAUGAAACAAACUGCUGGUUAAAAAAAAAAAAGACAAUCCUAAGGAAAUAACUGAGCAAUUGUCAUGCAUUUUAUUGGCCCUCAUCCAGCGGGAUUUUUUUUUUUUACCUUUGGUUUGUUGGCUAACUUCUUGAAUGUAUUGAAGUCAGAAUAUACAUUCUACCACCACAUGAAUUGCAGCUUUCCAGAAAGCUGCUACAAAGAGGACCAGAUUUUCCAACCAAAGCAUACUGAAGAUCAAGCCACUUCAGAACUUGACCAUCAUGAAGCCUCUUCUAUUCCACAACCAACUAUAUCUCUUGGUCUUAUAACAUCUCGUCCUUCUGCAACAUAUAAAGUCCAUUCACCCAAAAGAAGAAAAUUCUCUUCUAUAUCGAAUACAUCUACUCCUUCAUAUUUCUCUGAAAAACGACAAUCUUUAUUUGCUAAAUUUUAUAAGAACCAUUCUUCCCUUUCUCGGCAACAAAGUAGAGUUAACUUUGAGUUUCAAGAAGACAUAAACUACAAUGAUAAAGACUUUUCCUCAGAUACUUUUGGUACUGCCAAAUCUGGAAGACGAUUUUCUUCCCGUAAACUAAGUAUAGUUUCCUGCUACAAGAGUUCCAUUCUUUUUGAUCCUCAAUCAAGUAAUCAGGACCUGUUAAAUCUAAAGGAAAUUGAACUCUUUUCUAAAAUCCCAAGUAAUCCUGAGAUUCCAAAACAAAAAAGCUUCUCUGACCAUGAAUAUAUCCCUAAGCAUGUCGUGAGUUUUGAGGCAAAAGUUCCCACUGCAAUCCGUCGGAACUCCAUUGAUAGAACCUUCUUUCAACAAAGCAUGGCAUCUUUCUUUGCUCUUCCAACUGUUGUUUCCUCCUCCAAUCAAGCAAGUAAAUUUGCUGCUGAUAGACAAGAAAGUGGUCUAUUAAAUAGAAAUGCAAAAGAUUACCUUCAUUCUGGGUUUCAAAGUCAUACUACAAGUUAUUCUCCAGCUGUGAUGCAACAGUCCUCUGAAAAUAUAAUUCUUCCUUCCUUCCAAAAUGUUGGAUUUUCUUUGUCUUAUGAAAAUGCCAGUAGCUUUAUUCGAGAUCAAAAUAAUAUCGACACAGACUUCAUUGAAGAAGAAAACUCAGCUGACUCAGCUGAAGAUGAAGACAACCAUUCAUCUACAAGGUAUAUGACAGCUAAUACUGACACAGAAGAACAGAAUUUUCCAGUGGCAAAAGCAUUUAACACACAUGUAGAGGAACUGAAGUUAGAUGUUCUUCUGCAGAAGGCAGAUCGUUUACGCUUGAAUGAAUCUGGCAAGAUGGAAAGUUUUGAACUACUCUGUGAUCACAAAGAAAAGAUGAUUGAGAAAGCGUCCCAAAUUGUAUUUUUUAAUCUCAGUUAUUAUUACAUAAUUUUAAUCUUUUGCAGGUAUGCAGUUUUGUGUGGAUGUGUAUCUGAGUUUGAAGGCUUACAAAACAAAAUCAACUAUGGACAUCACUUCAAGGAGCAUCUAGAUAUGGCAAUCGAACUUUUACCUGCAGAACCCUUUUUGUAUUAUCUCAAGGGAAGAUACUGUUACACUAUCUCAAAACUGAGUUGGAUCGAGAAAAAAAUGGCUGCUACUCUGUUUGGAAAAAUACCAUCCUCAACUAUACAAGAAUCUUUUCACAACUUCCUAAAGGCUGAAGAACUCCAAUCUGGCUAUUCUAUGUCCAAUUACAUGUAUUUGGCCAAGUGUUGUUUUGAUCUUGAGAAAAAUCAGGAUGCUUGGAAGUUCUGUAACAUGGCAUUAUUACUCCCUAUUGUUUCCAAAGAGGACAAAGAAGCACAUAAAGAAGUGAAAAAAAUAAUUGCUGCCUUGAAGAGGACGCAUGACUUUGGAAAGCCCAGAUUAUCUCUGCAGCAGUACUCUUGAAAUGAGGAUUUCUCCUGGUGGACAGCUAAGGUCAAGUUCCUGGUACAUUCUGCACUCACAGAUGAAGUACACAAACUGCUGACCUCUCAAAAGACUUUGUGUACAACUUUGGAAAAGUGAAGUUCAGAUCCAGAAAUGUGAAUAGGUUCAACUUCAGAAGACACUCGUCCAACUGUCUUGUGAUAUUUCUCAUAAAACAUUCACGAAGUAACUGCGUGUUCCACUAAAAUUUUAACAGUUGUGGUGUCCCUGUAAUUUCAUAUAAUA